This is a messenger RNA of Durio zibethinus, 1876 nucleotides long. Its product is annotated as small ribosomal subunit protein eS12-like. NCBI's taxonomy places the organism in Eukaryota, Viridiplantae, Streptophyta, Magnoliopsida, Malvales, Malvaceae. Gene Ontology annotation, biological process: translation. Gene Ontology annotation, cellular component: ribosome. Gene Ontology annotation, molecular function: structural constituent of ribosome. The record is from RefSeq and is a predicted model, not a curated record.
AACCCUCCCAUUCCCCCGACACGCCGUCGGCAUUUUCCUCACUGCGCCGUUUCUUGGGUCUUAAUCUCUUGAAGCAGAGUCUCCGAUCCCAACUGUAGCUCAAAAAAUGUCUGGAGAAGAAGUUGCAGUUGCCCAACCUGAGGCAGCACCCAUCCUUGGUGAGACAAUGGACAUCAACACAGCCUUGCCCCUUGUGGUGAGGAAGUCACAAGCUCAUGGUGGGCUUGCACGUGGCUUACAUGAAGCUGCGAAGGCAAUUGAAAAGCAUAAUGCGCAUCUUUGUGUUAUAGCUGAUGACUGUGAUCAGCCAGAUUAUGUUAAACUGGUCAAGGCACUCUGUGCUGAUCAUAAUGUUAAAGUGCUGCGUGCACCUAGUUCAAAAACUCUUGGCGAGUGGGCUGGUUUGUGUAAGAUAGAUUCUGAGGGGAAAGCAAGGAAGGUAGUUGGUUGUUCUUGUGUGGUUGUCAAGGAUUAUGGCGAACAACAUGAGGCUGUUGAAGUUGUUCAGCAGCACAAGGAUUGAGGAAUAAUGUUGGUUUCUAUGAUAGAAUCAGAGUUCUUUUUGUCAUUCAUGAUUUUGAUAGUAAAUGACAGAUUAAUGUGCUUGAGAAUUUUCUUUUUUCAAAGUUAUUGCAAUGCUGAACUGCUAGGGGUUUCUUAAGUAUGCUACUUUUUUCCUUUUAAAUUUUGUGCCUAGUACGUGGCAAACCAUUUGGAAUUCCAACAGUUUAAUCUGAUGUUUCUGUCUUUAUUCAUCUCUCUUUUUCUCGAUAUAAAUACUAGUUUGAUAUUGGUUUGUUAAUGGGGGUUAGGGCCUGGUUGAGUUUAUCCAAAAACGUCUGAUUCUUUCUUCAAUACGAUCAGUUGGAUCGAAAUCAUUCAUGAGAUUGUGGUCAAGAAUUGUAGUGGCAACAGUUGUUUAGCUGAUCUAAAUUGAGUUUGCCAUUUUAUUUGGCUCUCUAAAAUCUAGUUGUUACAGCCAAAUCAUUUCUUCAUUGUAUUUUAGUUUAAGAAUCUUUUAUGCAUUGCAGCGCACGUUAUCAUUUUUUCAACUCAAGUACAAUACAUAAUCAAGCCUCACUAAACAUCCAAUUUUGAUGCUGUUGACAACGUUGGUAUAUAACCUUAUUAAAAAUUUCAUUUAAUAUCUACUUCUAUACUUUGUAAUUGUUUCAUGGUUUGAUGGGCUUUUAGCUUUUAUAAAUGAUAGGAAGUGGCAUGGUCAGCUCCAUCAAUAUGAAUGGAUCAGUGGGUUAAUCGGCUUUAUAAGUAUUGUCAACUCUCGUUGUCCAUGGAGCUUGAUGCAUGGCCAACCUGAUGCAUUAUUCGGACAUUUAUGACGUAGUCCAGUUCUGUGGUCUGUAUAUUAAGUAAACCACACCCGAUAAGCAACGAGUUUUAUCAACCAUUGCUAUGAAUUUAUGAUUUCAAGCCUCCUGUUCUAUGUUCCAGAUGAUUAAGGGUAAAGUUACUUUACCUUGUUUAAUCCUAUAAACAUGAGAAUUGUGUUUUUUUUUUUUCUUAUUUUAUGGCUUGGGACUUACUCUUCGCUUUUUCGAAUUAUAUCAAGAUUUCACCCCUACAAUUACUUAUUUGUUGGGACAAUAUUCCAUGGGAAGGAUUAAUUUGAGGAUGAGGAAUUAUCACACUGACUCGCUUUCUUCCUUCCCCUUCUUAGUUCAAGAGAAACCUUUUUUAUUGUUUAAAGGAGUGUUGCAACAAAUGAGGUAUUUUGCCAUUGACAUGAAACCCGCCCCCCCCUAAUUCUAAUAAGUAUCAUUAUUAUUGGGAAUUUUCAACUGAAAAAAAAAAAUACAUUUCUAGCUAAAUAGAAUCUAUUUUUGACUCCGUUUAGACGUAGGUAAAUGAAAAUGUU